GUGAACCCGGAGGCGGAGCCUGCAGUGAGCCGAGAUCGCGCCACUGCACUCCAGCCUGGGCAACAGCGAGACUCCGUCUCAAAAAAAAAAAAAAAAAAAAAAAAAAAAAAAAAAAAAAAAAAAAUUGAGACAGGGUCUUACUUUGCCACCAAGGCUGGAGUGCAGUGGCACAAUCUGGGCUCACUGCAGCCUCGACUUUCCAGGCUCAAACCAUCCUCCCGCCUUAGCCCCCCAAGUAGCUGGGAUCACAGGCAUGCACCACCACACCCAGCUAAUUUUUGUAUUUUUUGUAGAGUUAGGGUUUCGCCAUGUUGCCCAGGCUGGUCUGGAACUCUUGGGCUCAAGUGAUCUGCCCGCCUCAGCCUCCCAAAGUGCUGGAAUUACAGGCAUGAGAAACUGCACCCAGCCCCAUAAUCUUUAUAGCACUCCUUUACCAAAGAAGAAUUACACUGAAAAUUUAGAUUUAUAGGGAUUAUACUGUUAACAUAUAGCUGGCAGUCCUGAGCUGGAAGCUGUCUUGUCAUUCAGGAAAUUUCCUGGAGAAAUAACCUUCCUGAUUCCAUAUUCCUGGGGGCAACACAAUUGAAGAUGGAGGACCAGAAGAAAUACUCAAGUCAGAAAGCUGCACAGCAUUCAAACAAAAUCUGGUUGGAGAGGAAAGCUCUUUUCAUAAUUUAGCGAGCUUCCCCAGCUAGCCUGUAGGUGGGUGUGUUUAACAGAAGAAAGCAAUGGGAACCCGCCUGUCAGCCAGCCUUUCGAGCUAAUUAGCUCAGCAUACAACAAAGAUAAGUGAGCCUGGGAAGAGGGCCCCCUGAGGGGUCUUUAGAUUCUGGGAAAUGUCUGAUUGGCAGAUGUUAAAAGGGAUUCCUUGGUAAUCCAGUGCAUCAAUGAGCUGCAGAAAUUCAGCCCAGGACUGCAAGAAUUCAGGCAUGAGGACACUCUGUACAGGAGGCUCACACAGGCAGACCCAAGAUGGACAGAACCUUGGAAUCUCUGAGACACAUCAUUGCCCAAGUCUUGCCUCACAGAGAUCCGGCUCUAGUCUUCAAAGACUUGAACGUUGUGUCAAUGUUACAGGAAUUUUGGGAAAGCAAGCAGCAGCAGAAGGCUGCAUUCCCAAGUGAAGGUGUGGUGGUCUAUGAGUCACUGCCAGCUCCUGGGCCUCCCUUUGUGAGUUACGUGACCCUCCCAGGGGGAAGCUGUUUUGGCAACUUUCAGUGCUGCUUAAGUAGAGCCGAGGCCAGGCGGGAUGCAGCUAAAGUGGCCCUGAUCAACUCCCUCUUCAAUGAGCUGCCCUCUCGCAGGAUCACCAAGGAAUUCAUUAUGGAAAGUGUUCAGGAAGCAGUAGCCUCCACCAGCGGCACCUUAGAUGAUGCAGAUGACCCCAGCACCAGUGUUGGAGCCUAUCACUACAUGCUGGAGUCAAACAUGGGGAAGACUAUGCUGGAGUUUCAGGAGCUGAUGACCAUUUUCCAACUAUUGCACUGGAAUGGAAGCCUAAAAGCCCUUCGUGAAACAAAGUGUUCCCGACAGGAAGUCAUCUCCUACUAUUCUCAGUAUUCUCUAGAUGAAAAGAUGCGCAGCCACAUGGCCCUGGACUGGAUCAUGAAGGAGCGGGAGUCACCAGGAACUGUCUCUCAAGAGCUACGAAUGGCCCUGAGGCAGUUGGAGGAAGCCAGGAAAGCAGGACAAGAACUACGGUUUUACAAAGAAAAGAAAGAAAUCUUGAGCUUAGCCCUGACUCAGAUCUGCAGUGACCCUGACACUUCCUCACCCAGUGAUGAUCAGCUGAGCCUUACGGCCCUGUGUGGCUAUCACUAGCAAGGCCAAGCCCCGGGUACCCUCAGUGAUGGCAGAGGCCAGACUAACAUUAGGAAUCUCAGUGCAGAGGUCCUCAGAGGCUCUAGCAUCUCUAGUACUACCUGAAGGCUCUCCUAACCCUCUCCACACAUUCCAUUUACAGAGUAUGAGAGUUGUAGGACCCUUACAAGACCCAACAAGCCACUCGAUGCAUUUUUCUAUCACAUUCUCAAUAGUUCCAGCUCAGGAUGAAAGGAUAGACACAAAAUUGUUUGAAAAACAUUUUCCAGGCCUGGCUCCAACCUAAAGCCUGACUGACAUGUGCCUUGCUAGAUUAUAUAUAUUGUUUCAAGAAUAGUCCAAUAUAGCAUUCCCCAAAUGAACAGCAGCCAGAAUUAGGUGAAGUAGCAUGAUAGCAGUUUUUAAAAAUACUUAGGAUUAAAUAAAUAAUAUGGAUUGUUUUAAAAAAUAUCCAAGGAUCAGAGUCUCUUUCUAAGCUUUGUAAGCUAAGCAAUAGUUUAUGUCCUACUAGAUACACUGCAAACUACAGUGGGGAUUUUAUCUGGACAUCCCACCAUCAAAGAUCUUGAAAUAGUAAUAGUAUGAAAAUACUAGAUAAAAUUAAUGUUUAAAAUGUUUUUGUAACAAUAAUUUUUUAAAACCCACACUCUUCCAUAUAUGGGGAUAAAUAUCACCUAGAAAAGUGGCCUCACUCUUAUUCCUCAAGAAUUAAUAUCCAAUUUUUAUGAGUCUUGCAAUCAAUUUUGUUCAUUUUUAAUUUGCAAAUAGAUAACCUGAACUAAUUUGUUCUUAUUUUUUGCCACUGCAAACAUAUAUCUACAGAGAGAAAAAUUAAUGGCAUUUUAAAGGUUAAAACAUUUUGAAAAAUUAUUAGCAUGUAACAAAGAAUGCUUGCAUUUGAUUAGUUUCACCAGCAUUUGAGAGAAGGACCCUUUAGCUCUGUUUGUUGCUCAAGAACAUAAGCAACCAGUAGCUCCAAUGUAGUAUCAUUAUUAAGUUUAAGUCACUGGAAUCUUCUUUAAACGAAGGAUAAGACAUUGCCAUCUCUAUUUGACUCAUCUAUAUGGGUCAAUCAACUGAUUAGAAAAUCAAAAAACAAUAAAAACUUUUUUUUUUUUUUUUUUUAGUAGAGACGGGAUUUCAUCAUGUUGCCCAGGCUGGUCUUGAACUCCUGGGCUCAAGCCAACUGCCUGCCUCCACCUCCCAAAAUGCUGAGAUUACAGUGUGAGCCACCAUGCCUGGCCUAAACUAAUUUUUAGAUAGUUCCUGGUCACUCAAAUUUAAGAAUGUCAGCAAUGUCAAUUUUAAAUGCUCAUAGGUCUUUCCAUAUCUGUAACAUGAAAAUGAUUAUUCUGCAUUUUAUUCAGUAGUCCAAAUUAAAGAAAAUGUUUUUCUCAAUUUAAAAUAAUUUCUUUUUCUUUUGUUUAUGCAAGUGCAUACAUGCUUCACUGAAAGCAAAACCAUUAUAAUUACAUUAAAGUUUAUAAAAUAUGAUAUUUUAACCUCAUAUCUAAUAAGUAUGUACAAAGGUAACCAUCACUCCUUAAAUCCACAUGAAAACUACUGUAACUGAUCACGUAUUUUGGAAUUAGACUUGAUAAUAAAAGAUUAUCAUGUAUCACAUAUCUCACACCAGGGGAACAAUUAGCUACAUAAUUGUCAUACCUUAAUAUCUUUUAAAGGUAACAGUAAUUUUCAACACAUUUUAUUUUAAAAUAUUACUUUAACAAAAGUUACAUUCCUCUCCACAAUGAGGCUAAAUGUCACCCAGGAAAGAACUUUAUUCCCUUAUAUUCCUGAAAAGAAAUCAGAAUUAACAUUUUUAUGUUGAAUAAAUUUUAAAAUUUAGGAAAUGUUCUAUUUAAAGUUAAUUUCUUUCAUAAAGCCAUUACUCUUUACAUUGUCAUUUCCAAAAAGCCACAGUUUCCCAUGCUGGAUGUGAUUAAAGUUAGGCACACCUUUACUGCAUUAGCAGCCUUUGACAAUGACUUCCUCAAACUGACACCAUCUUAAUUAGAUGCAGGGACAGGGAUCAGAUGGGACAAUAUCAAAUUUACUUUGUGCCCUACAAGUUAAAAACUGCACCCAUUCUGUAAAUUGAAUAUGGAGGUUCUCCCUUGGCCGCUGUCAGCUUUUCCUGACUGGCCAAAACCGCCCAUUCUUCCUGGAAUGGUAUGAAAGCUUCAGCAAAAUACAUAAAAGUCAGAAUCUUUGCUGGUCCCUUUAAUGCUCAUUUGAUAGUAAAUCAAUUUCAGCUGAGACAUAAGGGCUGUCAGUAUAUCAUAUAAACAUCUGUAACUAUAGCCUAGAGAAAAGAGGGUUGAAGAGCAAAGCAGAUUUUUGUUUCCUUUUCUAUAUCUUGUUCUGAACAACACACUGUGAUAAAGGGGACUAGAGUGGAAGAUUCCCUAUUCAAACACAUGAAGCUCUGGGUCCUAGCCUUUUUUGGUGAUAAGCCCUUUGAGAAUCUGAUAAAAGCUAUGGAUCAUCUCCUAGGAAAAUAGAACAAAACAUACAUAUUCACACUACACAGUUCCAGAGUAUAUGGACCCCCCAAAGUCCAGAGAUUGCCCUAGGGGAUCCUUAGAUUCUUGUUUAGAACUGUUGAUUUUGAACACAACAUACACUGUCAAACUUUACAUCAGGGAUCCAACAUAACUCAGACAUAGCCCAGGUAGCCUGUUUCUAACACAACUGUCAUAAUCCUGAAAUCCAAAAUUGCACUGUGUUUGACAUGAGAUAGUUUAAUUUCCACAAAAUCCAAAUUUACCAUAUUAUUGUUUUUAAAAAAGCAGUUUAGAGCAAACUGUCACUAAACUUGGGUAAAUGGGUCAGAAAGUACAGAUUUAAUAAAGUCGUACCUCAAACUGUUCAGAA
Gorilla gorilla gorilla (western lowland gorilla) is the source of this 4698-nucleotide messenger RNA. It is a transcript of the gene LIX1, whose product is annotated as limb and CNS expressed 1. Gene Ontology annotation, biological process: autophagosome maturation. The transcript is spliced from 6 exons. The record is from RefSeq and is a predicted model, not a curated record. Gene Ontology annotation, cellular component: cytoplasm. The coding region runs from base 973 to 1821 and encodes 282 amino acids. NCBI's taxonomy places the organism in Eukaryota, Metazoa, Chordata, Mammalia, Primates, Hominidae.